Messenger RNA from Fusarium coffeatum, 2703 nucleotides. RefSeq lists its product as uncharacterized. NCBI's taxonomy places the organism in Eukaryota, Fungi, Ascomycota, Sordariomycetes, Hypocreales, Nectriaceae. Bases 1 to 2703 code for a protein of 900 amino acids. Gene Ontology annotation, molecular function: 1-phosphatidylinositol 4-kinase activity. Gene Ontology annotation, biological process: phosphatidylinositol-mediated signaling; phosphatidylinositol phosphate biosynthetic process. The transcript is spliced from 3 exons. The record is from RefSeq and is a predicted model, not a curated record. Gene Ontology annotation, cellular component: cytoplasm; membrane.
AUGUCGUGGGACCUGCUUCAGAGGUUCCUUGAGUCCGACGUCUUCAACUCCAACCCCUUUCUCCCCGUCUCAUACCUCUCCCGCUACGCCGACCACGUGGGGAUUCAUUAUGUCCUCUGCCAGAAGCUGCGCCAGUUUCCCUACGAGGACAUCGAGUUCUUUCUGCCGCAGCUAUGCCACCUCAUAAUCAGCGUCCACAAUGAGUCAAUGGCAUUGGAGGAGUUUUUGUUGGAUUUGUGCGAAGAAUCAGUCACAGCUGCGCUGUUGACAUACCUCCACGAUCUAUCGUCGAAUCCUUCAUCCGACUCGUUCCAGACAUGUCGCCGUGUAUACAACAAGGUCCAGCAUAUUGUCUUUGGGCUUGCCGAUACCGCUCGGCAUGAGAAGAUAACCGAGAAUGUACUUCCCGUCACUGUCCUCUCCAGUUUUGUACUUGCCAGUGUUGCGCUGCCGAUGUUUCCGCAGUGGGCUGGCCCUCUCGCAGUUGCCCAGGCUCGCAAGCCACAACCUGUAGCCAACAAUGACGCACAGGAACCGAAGGAGAACUCCAAGCCGGCAAGGGCACGUACGGUCACAGCAGGAAACUCACGAUCUAGACGCGCCAGAGACGGUACUCGUACCUUCAGUGCGCCCGACCCUAAAGGAUCUAGGGACUCUUCACCCAAGUCUGCCCGUAGUCCACAACCGCCGCCAGCGAUCCUCCCACCCCAGAGGUCGAAAACACCAGUAAACACCACUCGGCCGUCUGCUCUUGAGUUGAGAUCGUUGGAAGGAGCCAAACUCAGCACAUCUUCUCUUCCACUUCCGUCUGCUCAACCUCCAACAAGACCGACAACUCCAAUCUCAGCAGGUCCUACGCAACGUCCGACUGAUAACUCUAGUAGGAGACAUUCGCAUCAUGCCAAGGCGAUUCUCGCUGUUAAUGACCUGUCCCCAGUGCAGAAAACGAGACUCCUGAGACAGCAUUAUUUUAGGUCGCAAACCCAAUUUUUGACGGCUUUGGAGGGUAUCUCGAAUCGACUAGUGCUGGUUCCCAAACCCGCUCGAAUGAGUGCCCUUCGGGCAGAGCUGGCCUUGAUAUCGCAGGAUUUGCCAGCUGAGGUUGACAUCCCGGUUAUAUGCCCCCCUACCUUGGUCAAUGGAUCACCUGGGAAGAGCCGGCACCAUCGUAUCGUACGCGUGAACCCCGCCGAAGCGACAGUGCUCAACAGCGCCGAGAAGGUUCCCUAUCUGAUCAUGGUGGAAGUUUUGAGAGACGAUUUCUCCUUUGACCCUGAUACGCCCGAGAACUACCGACUUCUGAACACUCUCCUUGGUGGCACAUCUCGAGCGAAGCGAAUAUUUGAUCUUUCUGACUCGCCUCGCCUCUCACCCACCGUCAAAGCUCCCGAACCUGCAUUGGAUAGUGUUUUUGAACCCGCUUCCGGCGAUCUUGGAAGUUCACCACUACUCAAGGGUAUCGACGAGUCACCAGUCAGGGUUUCUUCUAAGCCUGCACAGAGUCAGAAUGCCCAGCGUCUCGCAGGCGCAGCUACAGCAUCUACCUCGACCUUGGACUUGACAACGCCGCUGUCAUCUGGCACAGGAACAUCGAGAUCCAAUAGCCCAGGACCUGUUUCGCGAAGGAUGACCCUUCCAAUACAGCGAAGCGCACCCGCUGACCAGCCCGAUUUCUCUGCGCUAGCAACGCACAUGCGAACAGCGUCUCAGAUGCUUGCACAGCUCGAGGCUACCAGCGGAAAACGUCCAAAGCAGGAGGUGGCUGCUAUCAGAGCCAAAAUCAUCGCUAGUAUGCAGAGUCUCGAAGAAAAGAGCUUUGAUGUUGAUGAACAAGGCCCAACCUUCGACACCAUUAUCGCCAAAGCUAGCACAACUCCGAUCCCCGCAAAUAACCCUGAUUUGGAGGAUGAUGCUCAAAUCGACCCUAAUCUCAAUGCCAGCGCAGGUCGUGAACGGAUGGAGAACGAUAUCAAAACUGGUGGUGUGCAACGUCGUGGUGAUCGCGACGACCCUAGUGCGGCCGUCUUUGGUGAGGCCUGGGAGGCUAAGAAGGAACGAAUUCGCAAAUCCUCACCUUAUGGUUGGAUGAAAAACUGGGAUCUGGUGAGCGUUAUCGUCAAGACAGGCGCGGAUCUUCGACAAGAGGCAUUCGCUUGUCAGCUUAUCGACGUGUGCCACAAGAUUUGGGUUGAUGCUGGCACUGACGUUUGGGUAAAACGUAUGCGUAUCCUGGUGACAGGCGAGUCCUCAGGUCUCAUUGAAACCAUCACGAGUGGCGUGUCUCUACACUCACUGAAACGAAGUCUUACGCUGGCUUCUGUCGAGUCGGGCCAAAACCCACGCAAUCGUAUAGCGACUUUGAGAGAUCAUUUCCUCAAAGCUUUCGGUAAACCAGAGAGCAAAGAUUUCCGUGCUGGGGUUAAUGCAUUCAAGAAAUCGCUGGCGGCAUACAGCAUCAUUUCCUAUGUAUUGCAACUCAAAGACCGGCAUAAUGGCAAUGUGCUGGUAGAUAGCGAGGGUCAUAUUAUUCAUAUCGACUUUGGAUUCAUGCUUUCUAACUCGCCCGGCUCAGUUGGUUUUGAAGCUGCUCCAUUCAAACUCACUCAUGAGUAUGUUGAUGUUUUGGGCGGACCCACGUCCUCCGAUUUUGAGGAUUACAAGAGACUUUGCAAGCAAGCUUUCCAAGGCGAGUCGUUUCAAUGA